Messenger RNA from Radiomyces spectabilis, 471 nucleotides. RefSeq names its product superoxide dismutase. The record is from RefSeq and is a predicted model, not a curated record. Gene Ontology annotation, biological process: removal of superoxide radicals. Gene Ontology annotation, molecular function: copper ion binding; superoxide dismutase activity. Lineage: Eukaryota; Fungi; Mucoromycota; Mucoromycetes; Mucorales; Radiomycetaceae. The coding region runs from base 1 to 471 and encodes 156 amino acids. The transcript has 3 exons.
AUGGUUAAAGCUGUCGCUGUUUUGCGUGGUGACUCUUCCUCGGUCACUGGUACUGUUACUUUUACUCAAUCGUCCCAAACUGAUCAAACUACCAUCGAGGCCCAGCUUGAGAACAUGACACCAGGAAAACAUGGUUUCCAUAUUCACGAAUUUGGUGACAACACCAAUGGAUGUACCUCGGCCGGUCCUCAUUAUAAUCCAGACAACGUAAACCACGGGGGUCCCGAUGAUGAAGUCCGUCACGCUGGUGACUUUGGCAACGUCGUCGCUGGAAAAGAUGGUAAAGUGAACUUUAAAUUGACCGAUAAAAAAGCUACUUUAUUCGGUCCGACCUCCAUUAUCGGCCGUACCAUUGUUGUGCACGCCGGUGAGGAUGAUCUUGGUAAAGGCGGCCAAGAAUUAUCGCUCACCACAGGCAACUCUGGUGAUCGAGUGGCAUGCGGUGUUGUUGGACUUGCACAAGUAAAGUAA